This is a messenger RNA of Jaculus jaculus (lesser Egyptian jerboa), 4733 nucleotides long. It is a transcript of the gene Uggt2, whose product is annotated as UDP-glucose glycoprotein glucosyltransferase 2. Gene Ontology annotation, molecular function: UDP-glucose:glycoprotein glucosyltransferase activity. The transcript has 39 exons. NCBI's taxonomy places the organism in Eukaryota, Metazoa, Chordata, Mammalia, Rodentia, Dipodidae. The record is from RefSeq and is a predicted model, not a curated record. Gene Ontology annotation, cellular component: endoplasmic reticulum. The coding region runs from base 1 to 4542 and encodes 1513 amino acids.
AUGGCCCGGGCGGAGGCCGUCAGGGCGGCGGCGCUGUUCGCGGGCUGCUGGGCGCUGGGCCUGGCGCUGCUCGGUGCCCGCUCGGCCACCGCGUCCAAGGCGGUGACGGCGCACUUGGCCGCCAAGUGGCCCGAGACCCCGCUGCUGCUGGAGGCCAGUGAAUUUAUGGCAGAAGAAAGUAAUGAAAAAUUUUGGCAGUUUGUGGAAACAGUACAAGAAUUAGCAAUUUAUAAGCAAACAGAAUCAGAUGUCUCUUAUUACAACUUAAUCCUGAAGAAAGCUGGGCAGUUUUUAGACAAUUUACACAUCAAUCUCUUAAAGUUUGCUUUCUCCAUAAGAACAUACUCUCCGACUAUUCAGAUGUUUCAACAGAUUGCGGCUGAUGAGCCCCCACCAGUCGGGUGUAAUGCGUUUGUGGUUAUCCAUCAGAGGCAUACCUGUAAGAUUAAUGAGAUUAAGAAGCUGCUGAAGAGGGCCUCUUCCAGGCCAAAACCUUAUCUGUUUGCAGGUGAUCAUGAAUUUCCUACAAACAAUGAGAAUUUACCAGUGAUUAUUCUCUAUGCAGAAAUAGGUACAAGAGCAUUUGCUGAAUUUCACAAAGUAUUGUCUGAAAAAGCUAAAAAUGGUAAAAUUCUAUAUGUUCUUCGCCAUUAUAUUCAGAAACCAAACACACGGAAAAUGUACUUAUCUGGCUAUGGCGUGGAGCUAGCAAUUAAGAGUACAGAAUACAAAGCAUUGGAUGAUGUCCAAGUUAAAACUGUGACUAACACUACUGUGGAGGCUGAGACAGAAGCAGGCGAAGUUCAAGGCUUUCUCUUUGGGAAACUAAAAGAAAUAUAUUCAGAUCUUAGAGAUAAUCUGACAAAGUUCCAAAAUUACCUGAUUGAGAGUAACAAAGAAAUGAUGCCUUUGAAAGUCUGGGAACUCCAAGACCUAAGUUUCCAGGCAGCGGCUAAAAUCAUGUCCACUCCCACUUACGAUGCCAUAAAACUGAUGAAAGACCUUUCACAGAACUUCCCUACAAAAGCCAGAUCUCUGACCAGAAUUGCUGUAAAUCAACUAAUAAGGGAGGAAAUACUGGAAAAUCAAAAGGAUCUCCAUAAUAGAUUUGGAAUUAAGCCAGGUGAUGCUCGUUUGUACAUAAAUGGUCUUCUUGUUGAUAUGGAUGUUUAUGAUCCUUUCAGCAUUUUGGAUAUGCUAAAAUCUGAAGGAAAACUGAUGAGUGGCCUUCAAAACCUUGGGUUCCGUGGAGAAGCUAUGGACGCAUUUUUUAAGUUGAGCUCUGCAGUAAGGGAGGACGACUAUGUGUUGGACGUCCGGCACCCGUCUGUAGUGUGGAUUAAUGACUUAGAAAAUGAUGCUUUGUAUGCAUCUUGGCCUUCAAGUUGCUGGGAACUUCUGAAGCCACCAGUUCAUGACAGUAUACCUUCCAUAAGGCGCAACUUUCAUAAUUUGGUUUUGUUUAUUGACCCUACUCAAGCAUAUACCUUGGAUUUUAUAAGGCUUGCUGCCCUUUUCUAUUACAAUGAAGCUCCUCUUAGAAUUGGUUUUGUAUUCAUUCUUAAUACAGAUAAUGAAGUUGAUGGAACAAAAGAUGCUGGAGUUGCUCUUUGGCGAGCUUUCAACUAUAUUGCAAAAGAAUAUGAUAUGUCAGAAGCAUUUGUUUCCAUGAUACAUAUGUACGAAAAAGUGAAGUCCCAGCAUGUACUCACUGUGGAUGAUGUGAUGAGUGUUCUUCAAAAUAAAUGCCCAGAUAGUAAUAUUUUGGAGAUUUUAGGACUUUAUUCCAAAUAUGAUUCUGAAAGAAAGGCAGGAGCAAGCUUUUAUGGGAAGACUGGCUUAGGUCCUUUGCCCCAGGCUCUUUAUAAUGGUGAGCCGUUUAACCACAAAGAGAUGACUAUUGAAGAAUUAGAAGUGGCUCUUCUCAGAAAGAUGAUGCGUACAUCCAUAAAUUUGCAAAGAAAUGUUGUGAUGGGCACAUUAAAUGACCAAAUCGAUGUAAUUAAUUUCCUAAUGGAUAAGAAUAAUGUUGUACCCCAUAUGAAUUCUUUGAUUUUGCAUACUGAGCCACGGUAUCUUAAUUUAAUAUCUUCAUCAGUAACUGCUGAUAUUGAAGAUUUCUCUACCUUCUCUUUCUUGGAUUCACAAGAUAAAAGUGCUGUGAUUGCAAAAAACAUGCAUUAUUUAACCCUAGAAGAUGACGUAGCUUGUGCCGUCACUCUGUGGAUCAUUGCUGAUUUUGAGGUGCCAUCUGGGAGGAGGCUGCUGUUGAAUGCAUUGACGCACAUGAAAACAAGUGUUCAUAGUCGUUUGGGGAUUAUUUAUAAUCCUACAUCAAAGAUAAAUGAAGAGAACACAACUAUUUCUAGAGGAAUUUUGGCAGCUUUUCUUACACAUAAAAACAGCCUUUUAAUGAGCUUCCUCAAGAAUCUGGCAAAAGAAGAAACUUCUGCAGCUAUUUACUCUGGAGUUAAAAUGAAGACAUUCCUUUCUAAGGGGAUGGAUAAGAAUGCUUUUGAGAAAAAAUAUAAUACCAUAGGAGUACAUAUUUUCCGAACUCAUCAACUAUUCUGCCAAGAUGUACUGAAACUGAAAUCUGGAGAGAUGGGAGUUGUCAGCAAUGGGAAGUUCUUCGGACCUUUAAAUGAAAAUUUCUACAUGGAAGAUUUUCACUUGUUGGAAAAGAUAACAUUUAGUAAUUUAGUACAAAAGAUUAAAGACAUCGUUGAAAGACUAGACAUCCACUCAAAACACGUGAGUGACCUUGUGAUGAAGAUUGAUGCACUCUUUUCAUCUUUGCAUAUGCAUGCAACUCGGCAUAAUGUCAACUUUCAUAAAGAGAAUCACAGUGUUGUAAAGAUAAGUCCUGCAGAGCCAGACAUGGUCUUUGAUGUCAUUGCUAUUGUUGACCCCUUGACAAGAGAAGCACAGAAGAUGGCACAGUUACUGACUGUCCUUGGUAAGAUUACCAACAUGAAGAUCAGACUCUUCCUGAACUGCAGGGGUAAGCUUUCAGAGGCCCCUCUGAACAGCUUUUACCGUUUUGUGCUGGAAGCAGAACUGCUGUCAGGGGCUAAUGACAGUCCUUAUGGGCCUGUGGCAAAAUUCCUGGAUGUUCCUCAGUCAUCCCUUCUGACUCUCAACAUGAUCACACCAGAAGGCUGGCUGGUUGAGACAAUGCACAGCGACUGUGACCUUGAUAAUAUUCACCUGGAAAACAUUGAGAAGACUGUUGUAGCAGAGUAUGAGCUCGAACAUCUCCUGCUGGAAGGGCAUUGCUUUGAUGUGACAACAGAACAACCCCCUUGGGGUCUGCAGUUUACACUGGGCACAAAACACAAGCCUGUUUUGGGUGAUACAAUAGUGAUGGCUAAUCUUGGGUAUUUUCAAUUAAAAGCAAACCCCGGUGCUUGGAUACUGAAAUUACGUGAAGGAAAAUCUGAAGAUAUUUAUGAAAUAGUUGGGCAUGAAGGAACUGACUCUCAGCUGGAUGUAGGAGAUGUCAUUGUUGUACUAAACAGUUUUAAGAGCAAGAUUCUGAAAGUGCAGGUACGGAAGAAAAAAGAUAAAAUCAAGGAAGAUAUCCUUGCUGAUGAAUAUGAAAAUAAAGGAAUAUGGGAUUCAAUUAAAAGUUUCACAAGAACUUUGCGUAAAGAAGAUCCAAAAAAGGAAAAUGAUGUUCUAAACAUUUUUUCAGUUGCUUCUGGCCAUUUAUAUGAGCGCUUUCUAAGGAUUAUGAUGCUUUCUGUUUUACGUAACACCAAAACACCAGUGAAGUUUUGGUUUCUCAAAACUUAUCUGUCACCAACAUUUAAAGAGGUAAUUCCUCAUAUGGCUAAGGAAUAUGGGUUCCAGUAUGAACUGGUCCAAUAUAAGUGGCCCCAUUGGCUUCAUCAACAGACUGAAAAGCAACGGAUCAUUUGGGGAUACAAAAUUCUUUUUCUUGAUGUGCUUUUUCCACUAGCAGUGGACAAAAUCAUAUUUGUUGAUGCAGACCAGAUUGUGAGACAUGACCUAAAAGAACUUCGAGAUCUUGAUCUGGAUGGAGCUCCUUAUGGGUACACUCCAUUUUGUGAUAGCCGUACUGAUAUGGAUGGAUAUCGUUUCUGGAAAACGGGAUACUGGGCAUCACAUCUUGUAAAAAGGAAAUACCAUAUCAGUGCCUUAUAUGUGGUGGAUCUCAAGAAGUUCAGGAUAAUUGCAGCAGGUGACAGGCUCAGGGGCCAAUAUCAAGCUCUCAGCCAAGAUCCAAACAGUCUUUCAAACUUAGACCAAGAUCUUCCCAACAAUAUGAUUUACCAAGUUGCUAUUAAGUCUCUUCCUCAAGACUGGCUGUGGUGUGAAACCUGGUGUGAUGAUGAGUCCAAACAAAGAGCCAAAACAAUUGAUCUGUGCAAUAAUCCCAAAACAAAAGAACCCAAACUAAAAGCUGCUGCAAGGAUUAUCCCAGAAUGGGUGGAAUAUGAUAAAGAGAUACGACAGUUAUUAGAUCACCUUGAACAACAAAGGGAAAGUGCAGUUUUGGCACAUGAUGAACUCUAGCACUGGCUCAUAGAGAAGAAAGUAUGAAACAUCUUCCACCUGCUGGGAAUGUGUGGAACUACUGCUAAGAUGAAUAGGAAGUUUCCUUCAAUUUAAUAACAUUCUUCAAUCUGUAUGAGUUUUAUUUAAGAUACAUGUAUAAAAUAAGCUCAAGUUAUGUAAUAAAUGGCCAUAGAGUAUUUAAAACUAGA